Molecule: messenger RNA, 1588 nt
Organism: Hypanus sabinus (Atlantic stingray)
Lineage: Eukaryota; Metazoa; Chordata; Chondrichthyes; Myliobatiformes; Dasyatidae
Gene: sdhaf2
Product: succinate dehydrogenase complex assembly factor 2
Exons: 4
Coding region: 122-598 (158 amino acids)
Biological process (GO): protein-FAD linkage; mitochondrial respiratory chain complex II assembly; tricarboxylic acid cycle
Cellular component (GO): mitochondrion
Source: RefSeq, a predicted model, not a curated record
CCCAAUUGCAUGUGACACCAUGCACUUCCGGUCCUGAAGAGUGAACAGGCUUUCGGCCCUUAUCAGUUCUCAGGUUGGCCCUGCUGCUUCGUUUUGCGCUGGGCUCUGCCACGUUUGUAAGAUGUCGAUUGUGCGCAAUGUUAGGUGCCUGACCAGAGGAAGAGUUGCUCAGGCCAUACUGGGUGCUUCCCCUAUCAGAGCAUAUCGUGGUGAUACUGAUGAUCGUUUAACAGAUAUCAUACAAAUACCACUGCCUCCAUGGGAAGAGCGAACAAAUGAGCCACUGGACACAAAGCGGGCACGCCUGCUCUAUGAGAGCCGUAAACGUGGAAUGUUAGAGAAUUGCAUUUUACUGAGUUUCUUUGCAAAAAAGUACCUGAAUGAAAUGACUGGGAAGCAGCUAAGUUUGUAUGAUAAGCUGAUCAAUCAGCCAACCAACGACUGGGAUAUUUACUACUGGAUAACAGAAACCAAGCCGACUCCUCCAGAAUUUGACAAUGAAGUAAUGACUUUGCUGAAAGAAUUUACCAAAAACCGUAAUAUGGAACAUAGAGCAGGGCAACCUGCCCUUGACUAUCUCUUUGAAGACAAAAAUUAAAAUGGGUUUAUAUUGCCCCUACAUGAACUACUGAUGAGAGAUGGAUUUACUUUUUGCAAAUACCAGGUAUACUCAGCAGCACACAGAAAUUCCUAUAUUCAAAUUUCACUGUCAGCAUUUUUCAAAAUUACAUACCACUAAACCUUUUUUCUGCGAUGUGUGAACUGCACUACAUACAUAAAAGUAAACCAUGCAACUAAAAUCCUCCCCUUCAAAGUUUGAUUCCUUGAUAUUUCUGUGUCAGAAACAAUUGAUUUAUAUAAAUGUUAAUGAAUGAGAUCAAUUUAUGAUUGUGUAUAAAAGAAAUUUAAGCUGAAAAAAGAUAGUAUAAUAUACUUCAUUGAACCUUGUUUAUUAGCUGAGUGGUUAGGUGUGAUAUUUGAGUAAUGUGAUAUAAAGUUACAAAUUAUUAGCUUUCCUAAGUUAGCUAAGUCUAGCAGAAUGAUUGGAAUCGGCAAAUCCUCCAACCUAGUUACUUCUCUAUCCCACAUGAAAAAUUAAUGAGAGUGAGAGGGGGAAAAUUACAUGAUCAGAUCUCUUGCCCUGACCAAGACUGGAAUUUAGGAAAAAGAGAGCAUUCAGAAGAUUGAAAGAACCUGUCCAGGGUACUUGAAAGCGAAUGUUAUUAAUAGAAUGACAUAACUGGGGGUGGGGAAAGGAAAAUGAGUUGUUUAUCCAUGAAACACUAGCUUCUAACAUUUGCCUCACUUGUUAACCAGAAUAAAAUUGAAUGGAGUAACAACAUUUUGUUAAAUUUAGGUUAACAAUAUCAGUGAGAGAAAAUUAUUUAAUACUUCAAAUGCUUGCAAUCUCACAAGAUUCCAUUACAAGUGUGAACAUUGAGGUUAUGGAACUAUAUUGUUGUGUUUGUUUACUGUUAAAGUACAAUGUUCAAGAUUUCUGUAUGUCCACCACUGUUAUUAUUUUCAUCUGGACUAGGAUAAGCAAAUUCAUAAAAGUUGAAGCAGUAUCACAAGCUUCUUGAUUACA